AUGGGUCUCGAGCAUAACAGCGAGCUGUCGGCGGGUCUGCCAACCAUGGCGCCGUCAUUCGGCAAAUCUCCUCCCUCCACCCUCCCUUCCUCCUCCUUCCUCCAAUCCCAAUCCGACGACCUUCCAGCGCUGAGCAGUGCCGAAUCGAGCUCAUCGCCCUCGUCGUCCUCCUCCUGUACCACCUCUCCUUCGCUGACGAGCACGCAACUGCGCACGCUCCUCGCAUCCUCCAUGUCGUCCAUGUAUCGCACCGAGGUCCCCCUCUACGGCGACCUCCUCUCGAUCAUCUCCACCGUCAACUCCUCCAUCAUCUCCCGCGACCCGACUCUGAUCAGUGACGACGAGAUCUCGCGUCUCUCUGUCGAGCGUCAUGGCGCAAUUCGCGUCGGAACCGCCUCGGAGCUCACACUCCUGUCUCGAAUCUUUCGCAUCUUUGGCAUGCACCCCGUGGGAUACUACGAUCUGUGGAAGGAUGCGCGGCUGCCCAUUCACGCAACCGCUUUUCGACCCGUCACCGCGCAAGGUUUGCUCAAAAACCCCUUCCGCGUCUUCUGCAGUCUGUUGCGGAUGCAUCUCAUUGCCAACCCUUCCACGAGGCGGUUGGCGGAGGAGCUCCUGGGGAAGCGAAAGAUCGUUUCCACCCGAUGUAUCGAGCUGCUCCACAAGGCCGAAGAGUCGACCGUUGGAUCGGAGGGAGAGGUGAACGGGUUGACACGGGACGAAGCGGUGGAGUUCGUCGAGUGCGUAGUCCCCAUCUUUGCCUGGCACCCCACAUCCCCUGCUACAGUCGACGAAUAUGAUCGACUCGCAAAGACCCAUCCGUUGGUGGCGGAUAUCGUCAGCUUCCGCGGCCCGCACAUUAAUCAUCUCACCCCGAGGACGCUUGAUAUCGACGCGGUGCAACGGGCCAUGGUGGAGCAGGGGAUGGAUGCGAAGGACGUGGUAGAGGGCCCUCCGAAAAGGGACUGGGCAGUGCUGCUCAGACAGACGAGCUUUCAUGCGUUGUCCGAGGCGGUGGUGUUUGAUGGUGAGGUGGAGGGGAAACACAAGGCGAGGUUCGGGGAGAUCGAGGCGAGAGGCAUGGCGCUGACGAGGAAGGGGGCGAGACUGUACGACGAGCUGAUGGUGAAGGUGGGCGAGGUGAAGAGGGAGAUGGAGACGAGCGGGGAAAGGGUGGACAAGGAGCAGUGUGGGGGGAUCCUGGAGAAGGUCUUCAGGGAUGGGUUCCCGGAUACGAGGGAUGCGUUGCUGAGGCAGGGGCUCGGAUGGUGGGCCUUCGAGGUGCGCGAUGCUCGCAAGGCAAAGGCCAUGUGGCAAGACAGGAAGGAGAACGUAUGUGGGUGGUUAGCCGAUCUGGUCGAUGCAGGAGCGUUAGAUGCCGAGCCAAUCACAUACGAGGACUUCCUCCCCGCUUCCGCGGCUGGUAUCUUCCAGAGCAACCUCCCUCAAGCCACCCAGUCUCAAGCAGGCGAGGCGAUGGCAGAGGUCGACGAAGCAGAGGCGAGGAAGCGGCUGGAGCUCGCGGUGGGCGGCAUCAUUCUGGACUACUCCACGCUCUACAGCGAGCAACAGAGGCAGAGUCUGGUCGAGGUGGGCGAGGUGCUCAGGGUCGACGUGGACGAGAUCGUCGAGGCGAUAGAGCGACAGUGCGCUUGA
Molecule: messenger RNA, 1656 nt
Organism: Kalmanozyma brasiliensis GHG001
Lineage: Eukaryota; Fungi; Basidiomycota; Ustilaginomycetes; Ustilaginales
Product: protein of unknown function DUF1338
Exons: 1
Coding region: 1-1656 (551 amino acids)
Molecular function (GO): oxidoreductase activity
Source: RefSeq, a predicted model, not a curated record